GAGAUCCAGGAAAGAGGAAAGUUCAACUCCUACAACGCAGACUGAGCUACACAGAGGUCGACAGAAAGCAAGAUGUGAUAGGUGGCUCAUUAAUGAACCUGUCCUCACAGCCUUCCUACCGGGCUUGUAUCCACCGUGAGGUGCCUCUGAGGUCCGCUAGUUCUGUUGUGUUUUUGGACAAGUCACUUUCCAUUUCCCUUGUGGAACUAGAGGGAGGAAGAGCAGGUCAAACUGCUUUGUACAGGUCUACCUUGUCUGUUCGCCUUGGUGUCUCAUCCGGUUGCAGAUCCUCUACAGACAACAAAUCAGCCAAAACAAAUGAGGGUUCCAGGAGACCCAGAGCAGCCAUGUUGGGCUGUAACAAACGCAAUGGCCGAGAGAGCGGUUUGGGUCACUGCAGAGGCCCUCUAUCAAAGCAGCGGGGGCGUAAGGUCGAGCAAACAGCACCCGCUCAUGGUAUUAACAACAAGGCUGAUGAUUCAGAUGUGCAGCACCACAGCUCUACUUUGGGAUUAUUGUCAUUCACAGGGCCAAGCCCCUCAAACACAAAGGCUGGCAGGCAGAAGGGGAAUGCAGAUGAGGCAGCCUUCCCUUCCCAGAGCAAUUUCAGGCACAGGCAGCACACUUUCAAUAUUGGCCCAGUGGACUCCAGAACAUGGGACAAGCGGACAGUGUACUGACAACGCAGGAGAACAACAAGAACAUGGCUGUUCCAUAGAACCUCAGAAAGUCUCUGCUUUGGAUGACACCUGUUAUUAUCAUUCCCAGCUGAAGGCUGACUCUCUGGGAGGUGCACCUCAGACU
Lates calcarifer (barramundi perch) is the source of this 804-nucleotide messenger RNA. RefSeq lists its product as uncharacterized. The transcript is spliced from 2 exons. The coding region runs from base 93 to 680 and encodes 195 amino acids. NCBI's taxonomy places the organism in Eukaryota, Metazoa, Chordata, Actinopteri, Centropomidae. The record is from RefSeq and is a predicted model, not a curated record.